UAUUGAAGAUACUUGGCCUCAAAAUCCACUUCUUCCCAUUGAUCCCAUUGAUAGAGCCAUGUCAAGAUUUUGGGUUAAAUUUGCUGGAGAUAAGGGACAUUGUAUUGGGACAAUAUACUACACAAUUGGAGAAAAGCAAGAAAAGGCCAUCAAAGAAACAAUAGAAAUGCUUACAAUUAUAGAGGAACAAGCUAUUGGAGAAGAAAAUAAAUUCUUUGGUGGUGACAAAAUUGGAAUUGUGGACUUGGCUUUUGGUAUAAUUCCUCAUUGGCUUGAAGUAAUUGAAGAUAUUGUUGGUGUGAAAUUGCUGAAACCUCACUCAUUUCCUCGUUUGCUCAAUUGGGUUCAGAAUUUCAAAGAAGAAACAGUCAUUAAAGAGAAUCUCCCUAAUCGUGAUGACAUGUUUGUGUUUUUUAAAAAUCAAAGAGAGAUGCUAUUGUGAUCUUCUUGAACUUUUACUUUGUUUACUUCUGUUUGAUAACUAUUGUAAAUACUUCUUUUUACUUCUCAUGUGUUUAUGAAGGUAAAAUUUGUUGAGAAAUA
Nicotiana tabacum (common tobacco) is the source of this 543-nucleotide messenger RNA. Its product is annotated as putative glutathione S-transferase. Gene Ontology annotation, cellular component: cytoplasm. Gene Ontology annotation, biological process: glutathione metabolic process. Gene Ontology annotation, molecular function: glutathione transferase activity. The record is from RefSeq and is a predicted model, not a curated record. NCBI's taxonomy places the organism in Eukaryota, Viridiplantae, Streptophyta, Magnoliopsida, Solanales, Solanaceae.